This is a messenger RNA of Diachasmimorpha longicaudata, 2429 nucleotides long. It is a transcript of the gene aralar1, whose product is annotated as calcium-binding mitochondrial carrier protein Aralar1. The record is from RefSeq and is a predicted model, not a curated record. Gene Ontology annotation, molecular function: calcium ion binding; L-glutamate transmembrane transporter activity; L-aspartate transmembrane transporter activity. The transcript is spliced from 14 exons. Bases 353 to 2266 code for a protein of 637 amino acids. NCBI's taxonomy places the organism in Eukaryota, Metazoa, Arthropoda, Insecta, Hymenoptera, Braconidae. Gene Ontology annotation, biological process: malate-aspartate shuttle; L-glutamate transmembrane transport; aspartate transmembrane transport.
AGGAGGCCACUGUGUGCAGUAGUAUGGCAGCUUCCGUCCUGCAGGGUGUAUUCAAAGCUCUCUCGUGCCUCCCAUAAGCCAAAGGGAUCUCUGUCAAAUCCGACAAGUGGUAUUACGCGUGAACAACCCCACGAAAUUUGUUGAUAAUCCCAUAUCCAAGUGGUUUUUUAAUUAUUCCCGAGGGAUAAACAUAUCGAGGUAACAAUUAUCCUGGGAAUGUUGAGAGAUUCGCUGUUCCUACGAGCAUCCUGCCAAGAGGUGGGGAUCUGGAUAUCUAAAACGAGCCAAUACUGAGCGUCUCCAUGAGAUUUUCGAUCAGUAUGCCUCCCAGCAGAAGAAUGGGGAGCGGUUCAUGACCCCGGCUGACUUUGUGCGAACCUACCUUGGCCUUUACACAGAUGCCGACUACAAUCCUGACUCCGUCAACCUGUUGGCAGGCAUCGUUGACACCAGCAAAGAUGGACUCAUAUCCUUCGCUGAGUUUCAAGCAUUCGAGGGGCUUCUCUGUGUACCCGACGCCCUUUAUAAAACGGCCUUCCAGUUGUUUGAUACUAAUGGAAAUGGAAUGGUUGCAUUUGAUGAAUUCGCUGAGGUGAUGAAGAAAACUGAACUCCAUCAGAGAAUGCCGUUCAAUAUGGAGAGUAGUUUCAUUAAAUUAUAUUUUGGAAAAGAUAAAAAAAGACUAAUUAGUUACGCAGAGUUCAGUCAAUUCUUACACGAUUUUCACGAGGAGUACGCCACAGAGGCAUUCAAGAAAUUCGAUAAAAAUGGAGAUGGUUUCAUAUCUACAACAGACUUUCAAGACAUUAUGCUCAACAUCAAGAGCCAUCUACUCACUAAAGAAGUCAAGGAUAAUCUCAUGGCAGCGGUGGGUACCGCCGGCGGGAGAAAAGUCAGUUUUCCCUACUUCAUGGCAUUCAAUUCACUCCUCAAUAAUAUGGAGCUAAUCAAGAGAAUCUACCUGAAUGCAACGGGUGGCCAUCGCUAUCAAGAAGUUACCAAGGAGGAAUUUUUGCAUUCAGCUCAAAUGAUGUCACAGAUAACACCACUUGAAGUUGACAUUCUAUUCCACAUGUGCGAACUUCUUCAUCAAAGUGGGAAAAUUGUUUAUAAUGAUUUGGUGGCCAUCACCCCAGAACAGUAUUUUAAACACAUUACCAGGCGUCUAGCACUGCUGAAGGCCGUCUCGAGUCCUGACGAACGAGGAUUAGGAACGCAAAUCCUAGAGAGCGGGUAUCGUUUCGUCCUGGGAUCGAUUGGCGGUGCUGUUGGUGCGACAGCCGUUUACCCAAUAGAUCUGGUGAAAACGCGAAUGCAGAAUCAAAGAACAGGCUCAUUCAUUGGUGAACUUAUGUACAGAAAUAGCUUCGAUUGCUGCAAAAAGGUCAUCAGGCAUGAGGGAUUUUUUGGCCUCUACAGGGGUUUGGUGCCACAGCUGAUGGGAGUGGCACCAGAGAAAGCAAUCAAGUUGACGGUGAAUGAUUUUGUCAGGGAUAAAUUCGCUGAUAAAAAUGGAAAUCUACCUCUUUAUGGAGAAAUUGUUUCGGGUGCUUGUGCUGGAGGAUCUCAAGUGAUCUUCACCAAUCCCUUGGAAAUCGUGAAAAUCAGGCUCCAGGUAGCAGGUGAGAUCGCAGGAGGUUCCAAAGUUCGAGCUUGGACUGUUGUCCAAGAAUUGGGACUCUUUGGCCUCUACAAAGGGGCGAGAGCCUGUUUUCUCCGUGACGUACCAUUUAGUGCCAUUUACUUUCCCAUGUACGCUCAUACAAAAGCUAAACUGGCCGACGAAGGUGGAUAUAAUACCCCUUUGUCACUCCUGGCAGCUGGAGCAAUCGCUGGAGUGCCAGCUGCGGCUCUUGUCACACCGGCAGACGUUAUUAAAACUAGGUUACAGGUUGUGGCACGAGAAGGUCAGACCACCUACAACGGCCUUGUAGACUGUGCUAGGAAAAUAUGGAAGGAGGAAGGAGCUAGAGCAUUUUGGAAGGGAGCCACAGCUCGAGUGUUUAGAUCAUCACCACAGUUCGGAGUUACUUUGUUCACGUAUGAACUUCUGCAAAGGCUGUUCGUGGUUGAUUUCGGUGGGACACGACCAACGGGAUCAGAGCAGAAAGUGCCAUCAACAGGGGUUGCCGACGAGAUAAAAUCUACAAACCCCGACCACAUAGGUGGUUACGAGGUUGCCCUGCCCAUUCUCACUGGAAUUGAAACGAAAUUUGGUUUGUGUUUACCAAGGUUUCAAGCAGCGCCACGACCCCAGCAGAAGUAAUCAACGUCCAGGAUGACCAAGACCAAGCGAAUUAAUGUCGGGGGAAAAAAAUGAUCACUGGCUGCCAUACGUAUACACCAUGAAGGGGGGAAGGUAUAUAGUAGUGUUGGUAAACGUGCCACCAGCCGAGCAAAAAACAAAGUACCUCGAAAAAAAAAAAUAA